Molecule: messenger RNA, 1983 nt
Organism: Striga hermonthica
Lineage: Eukaryota; Viridiplantae; Streptophyta; Magnoliopsida; Lamiales; Orobanchaceae
Source: the annotation of a GenBank genome assembly
AUGGCGAUGAGAAAAUUUGACGUUGAGCCCAGCAAAGAAAUGGCGAUUUUCUUGAAAAAUCACCACUCGGAACAACUCAAGUGUAUUAUCCUCUCCUCUGAUCCUCGCCUUCAUUACCCUCUCCAUGUUGAUUACGCCGAGCUAAUGAAUGAAUACCCAGGAUUAGCACACCUUGUUUUCUCGCAGCCGGCGGAAUAUUUACCCCUGCUAGACGAAUCAGCUGUCCGGGUUCAGAAUGUGCUAUAUGAGGAUUUGAAGAGAGUGGAAAAUGCUAGUGUGAAGGCCUAUGUACAUGUCCGGAUUAAUAUUUGCGGUUCUCCUCUGGAAUUUCCCGAAACUUUUCCGAGUAUUGGACGUGUGAGAGUGAGGCACCGCGGGAUUCUUCUCACUCUUAAAGGCACAGUAAUUCGUUCUGGAGCAGUCAAAAUGAUUGAAGGCGAGAAGCUUUAUGAGUGUCGUGUAUGUAAGCACAGAAUAAAAGUUUAUCCGGAGGUGGAAACCAGGAAUGCCAUACCCCGGCCAUCAUUUUGCCCUUCUCAGAAUUGUGAAAGCACGCGUUUCCAGAUAGUAGAAGACAACAAGAUAUGCCAUGAUUAUCAGGAAAUCAAAAUUCAAGAAAAUACUCAGGUUUUAGGAGUGGGAGCUAUCCCUCGUUCAAUUCCUGUUAUUCUGAAGGAUGAUCUUGUCGACACGGUUAAAGCUGGAGAUGACAUAAUUGUUACAGGAGUUUUGACUGCUAAAUGGUCUUCAGACAUAAAGGAUGUGCGUUGUGACCUUGAACCUGUACUAGUAGCCAACUCCGUGAGGAGAAUGAACGAGCUAAAGUCAGAUAUUGAUAUUCCUGAGGACAUUGUUAUGAAAUUCAGACAUUUCUGGAUGGAAUUUAAACAUGCUCCUUUGAAAGGAAGAAAUACCAUUCUUCGAUGUAUCUGUCCACAGGUUUUUGGACUCUUCACUGUGAAGCUUGCAGUUGCUCUUACACUAAUCGGAGGCGUUCAGCAUGUUGAUGCUUCUGGAACAAAGGUCCGAGGAGAGUCUCAUUUGCUUUUGGUUGGAGAUCCUGGCACGGGAAAAUCACAGUUCUUGAAGUUUGCUGCUAAACUGAGCAAUAGAUCUGUAAUAACUACUGGCUUAGGGAGCACUAGUGCUGGAUUGACAGUCACUGCAGUCAAGGAUGGAGGGGAAUGGGUGCUGGAAGCUGGAGCCCUGGUGUUGGCAGACGGUGGCCUUUGUUGUAUAGAUGAGUUUGACAGCAUGAGGGAACAUGAUAGAGCAACUAUUCAUGAAGCCAUGGAGCAGCAAACCAUAAGUGUAGCCAAGGCUGGUCUUGUGACGACUCUCAGCACAAGAACAAUUGUUUUUGGUGCAACAAAUCCAAAAGGACAGUAUGACCCAGAUCAACCUUUGUCCGUCAACACCACACUUUCCGGACCAUUACUAAGCAGGUUCGAUAUUGUUCUUGUGCUUUUAGACACAAAGAAUCCACAGUGGGAUUCAGUUGUUUCAUCUCACAUUCUCUUUGAGGAAGAACAGAGAAAAGGGACUCGUGAUGAAGAUUUGUCUGACAUGUGGUCUCUUACCAUGCUCAGAAGCAGGUAUAUUUAUUACGUGAAAGGAUAUUUCAGACCAGUCCUCACUAAGGAGGCUGAAAAGAUUAUAUCUAGCUAUUAUCAACUGCAGAGACGAUCAGCCGCUCAAAAUGCAGCAAGGACAACAAUUCGCAUGCUGGAAAGCUUGAUACGCCUAGCUCAAGCACAUGCGAGGCUCAUGUUCCGGAAUGAGGUGACCCGGCUGGAUGCAAUUGCGGCCAUAUUAUGUGUCGAGUCAUCCAUGACCACCUCAGCAAUAGUCGACAGUGUUGGGAAUGCACUGCACUCAAAUUUCACAGACAACCCUGACCAAGAAUACAUGAAGCAAGAAAAGCUGAUUCUGGAGAAGCUGAGCUGCUUAGAUGAUUUUCCCGACAUUAAUAUCUGCGGCUGA